This is a messenger RNA of Drosophila guanche, 3219 nucleotides long. It is a transcript of the gene Sox14, whose product is annotated as putative transcription factor SOX-14. NCBI's taxonomy places the organism in Eukaryota, Metazoa, Arthropoda, Insecta, Diptera, Drosophilidae. Gene Ontology annotation, biological process: anatomical structure morphogenesis; positive regulation of transcription by RNA polymerase II; cell differentiation. Gene Ontology annotation, molecular function: DNA-binding transcription factor activity, RNA polymerase II-specific; RNA polymerase II cis-regulatory region sequence-specific DNA binding. The record is from RefSeq and is a predicted model, not a curated record. Bases 1251 to 3146 code for a protein of 631 amino acids. The transcript is spliced from 2 exons.
UCGUUAUUUUCAGUUGAACUCGUAUCUUCGUAUGUCUUGUGCGGGCGCAGAGUACUGGCUUAUUUGCUUCAGCCGAUGUUUUGACCAGACCAGGACAAGAAAUGCCCUGGCUGUCGCGACACUGUCGUCCCCUAACCUAACCACCCAGCAGCAGCAGCACUAACCGUAGCCGUAGAGAGCCGAACCGAGACACCAAAUAAUAACAACACGGAGCAGAGCACAGUACCAGACCGCGAUUAGCCCGACUAUCACGCAGUUCAACUGCAGCUCAGCGGAGGAGAGUAACUACAUAAGCAACAUUAACAUUAACAGAACAGGAACGUGUGUGCAUACAUCAGAUUGGAUUGGAUUGUGAUUGAAACGAAACGCUAGAAUAAAAUAAACCCAAGCCACAUCCUAGUGCGCAAUUAAUCUCGCCAUUGCAUUGCACUUGGAAGCUGUGAGAAAAAUUCAACGAUAACGUGAUAGCAUUGAGGAAUAUCCUCAAUAAAAUUAAGCAAAUCAACAAAACUGCAAUACGUAAAAUAAACACUCGAACUGUGAGUGUACGUGCGUGUUAGUGUGUGUAUGUGUAGUAGACCACCAAUCCAAUCUAUUAAAUACAGUGCAUUUAUGUAUAAAUUAAUAUAAUGCUCAGCUGAGAGUGUGCAUAAAAAAACUUAUAUAUACAUACAUACAAAUACAUAUACAUAUAUAAGUAUAAACCCAUUACACAGACGCAACGCGAAGCGAACGUGAGUCUUGGAAACAAAAAAUAAAUAAAUAUCGAGGAACCAGUUUCACCUUGAGCACACACAUUCACAUUAACAAUCACAAUCAAAGAAGACAGAGUAUCUGUGUGUGCGCGAGUAUAUUGUUAAAUGAAACAGCACGAUCGGUCGACUGCGAAUACAUAAUCGUACAUACGUACAUAAGUUACAUGCAUAAACAUGCACAGCGCAGGGUAAUGUGCGGUUAAAAUGCUAACCGCUCUAUUUAAUAACACCCGAUAAAAUUUGAAGAAACCGACCCUUAUCACCAUCUAUAGCUUAAGCUACAGCUAAAACUACGACGAGUGCACCACCAAGAAAUACCAAAAUCAAAACUCAAACCAAUACCACUGCCAGCCCAGACCAAUAAAUGUGUAUCCAUUACUGCGAAUGCUGCUGCAGAUCUAGACAAACGCACUUGGAUUAAACUAACCUAAGUGUGCGAUGCACCCCACUGACACAGCGCCCCACACGCUUCAAAUUUGAGAUACAAGUGGAAAGAUGAUAGCUGAGCCAGCUCAGGGAACUCUUGACACCAACACCGAUACUGUUAGUAUUGCAACCACCCCAAUAAACUCAGCCCCAACUCAGCCGAUACGGAUACGGAUACGUACGACAACGAGUACAACACAAAGCGGGCAAGCUAUUACUCAUUCGACGACGGCUGUGGCUGGGACUCUGCCCGCGCCUGUGUCCGCGCCUGUUGCUGCAGCUGCAGCUGCAUCCAGAUCAAGAUCCAGCAUGGACAACGACAGAUCUCCAGCGCAGGGCACUCCCGACAUGACAGUCAACAUGGGCCUCGACUCCAGUGUGGUAUUUGGAUCCGCACGGGUGCCUCAAAAUUCCAGUACCCCGUAUUCAGAUGCAACUCAAACGAAGAAACAUUCUCCCGGCCAUAUCAAGAGACCUAUGAAUGCCUUCAUGGUAUGGAGUCAAAUGGAACGGCGAAAGAUUUGCGAGCGAACGCCAGACAUGCAUAACGCCGAGAUAUCCAAAGAACUGGGCAGACGAUGGCAGCUCCUGAGCAAAGAAGACAAGCAGCCGUAUAUUGGUGAGGCUGAGCAGCUCAGGAAGCUGCACAUGAUCGAGUAUCCCAACUACAAGUACAGGCCACAAAAGAAGCAGUCGAGAUCUCCGGGAGCGCUGAAGCAGAAUCCGGAUGCGGAUGGCAGCGAAAUUAAAAAUGACACACAGAAUGCCACAUUGGCGACUAUUGCAAUUAAUGGAACACCCACUGCCGGUCGGAAAAGCAAAAGAUCUACCUCUACAUGUCAAACUGGUUCAGUUUCGAAACGUAUAAGAAAUAGUGACAAUACGGGUGAUACUUCGAAACCUAAAUACAAUCUUAAUGUAAAUGAAACUGUGAAAGCUCCGAUGGAGCAGCACAAUCCCGUUGAUAUUAUGUUACCGUCAACCGAUAAUCUUUUAAGCUAUCAAUCAUCUGAAUAUUUACCUCUGAACACAACUAGCAAUGCUGAUUGUGAUCUACAGCUACACUCAGACCUAAGUGCUGGUCAACUGCGGGAUCUGUCCGCCAAUCAACGUGAGAAUUUAGCCGAGUAUUUCCCAAAUUUCGCCAGCUCCACCGACAACGAGGACUCCCAGCUGGAAGUGAACUCCUCGUCCAUCAGCCACCACAGCCACCAGCACAAUCAAUCGGAUCCAGCACCAGGACUGAUGAAUGCCAGCGACGGUGUCCGGGAGUAUUUGCCAUUCUGUGACGAGUCUCUGAUGGAAGUGAACUCUGCCAACAACAAUCGGAGCAAUGCUCACAUUUUAAAUGUGAUAGAGUCCCACGCAAGCUUCUCGGAUAGCAAUUAUAUCAUUGAGCCCGUGUUCGACUCGGAAGACAACAUAGUAAACGAUGCCAAUUUGCAUUCGGCCAGCCAUCAAAUACCUCCGUAUGUGCCUGAAAAUCACGAGUGCUUUGCCGAAGACUGCAAUGCUGGCGGUGGCGACAACUCGUCCUCUCACCAAGUAGAAUUCGAAGUCCAACCGCAAACUGUGACAAUGAACAUCGAGAUACAUAACAGCACUCUUCCAUACGGGGGAGAUGGCGGGCACACAUUCCAAAAUGACGAUUUCAAUCCGAUACCGUCGGCAGCCGAGGACAGCGACAGCAGCAUACUAACCGCCUCCCAUUCGCCACAAAUCGGCUUCUGUAGCAGCAGCAUAAGCAAUAGUUUCGUUGAAUCGGACGCUAUCAACAUUUAUCGUACAUACACAAACCAAGACUACACCGGAAAUGUAAUUGAAACAAACAUUGAUCUCAACUGCACCGCACAUGAUAACAACGGAGAUCUUCUAGCUCUCACAGUUGAGGACUUUCCGCCUCAGCCAACUGGUAGUCAUUUAGAGUUUAACACUAACAAAUACGAGUUUUUCAAGUUAUUAUAAAAUGUGAGAAAUAGCCCUAAGUUUUGUGUAAUUUAUAACUAAUACUAUGCAUAAUUAUACGUUUGUAAUUUUA